ACUUGUAUUUCAGAUUCCUAUGCAACAAAAUCACAAUUCGAGUGAUUUAGAUGAACCGCUCCGGAUUCUUUUGGUUGGAAUGACAGGAGCAGGAAGAAGUGCAACAGGAAACACCAUCCUGGGAAAACAAGUGUUUAAUUCAGAGAUAUCCUCCUCCUCUGUGACUAAACGAUGUGAAAAAAAUAAUGCAACGGUAAAUGGAAGAAAUGUAUUAGUUAUUGACUCUCCGGGUCUGUUUGAUACCAGUCUAACUAAAGAUGAGGUGCUCGACAGAAUUAAACGCUGUAUCCUACUCUCUGCUCCCGGUCCACAUGUCUUCUUAGUUGUGAUUCAGCUCGGCAGAUUCACUGAUGAAGAAGCAGAAACUGUUAGAAUUAUUCAAAACAUUUUUGGUGAGGAAUCCUCCACAUACACCAUGGCACUGUUCACUCAUGGAGAUCGACUGGAGGGCAAAAACAUUCACACAUUUGUGCGUAACAGCCCCAAACUGCUGAGUUUCAUCAAAAGUUGCAGUGGAAGAUUCCAUGUGUUUAACAAUAAAGAACAAAACCCUGAACAGGUCAAUCAGUUGUUUGAACAGAUUGACAGAGUAGUCACUGGGAAUGGUGGGCAACACUACACAAAUGAGAUGCUUGAGAGAGAGAAAGUGAUAGAGGCAGAAAAAAACAAUAUCCUGAAAGAGAAAGAGGAGCAGAGACAGAAGGACACAGAGGCUCUGAGGUUUACAACUGAAGGCGAAGCUUUUGAAAAAGCAAAAGAAAAUCUAGACAGUGAAUAUGAACAGCAGGCACGAUGGCAAGCUGAGAAAAAUGUUCCUAUGCAAAAUGGUGGGUUUUCUUUUCUUAAUGGUGUAAUAACUUUUUUCUCAAAAGAAAGGUAAAUCUUGAAAAGAGAAAGGAAAACAGGUAGAAUCACAUGCACUAAACUCCCUGCUAAACUACAAUUUCAAUACAUCAUAUAUGCAUAACUUAGCAACAAAGAUUUAAUGGAGAUGUAGAAACUUGGCAAAAAU
Messenger RNA from Carassius carassius (crucian carp), 1012 nucleotides. RefSeq names its product GTPase IMAP family member 9-like. Gene Ontology annotation, molecular function: GTP binding. The coding region runs from base 20 to 880 and encodes 286 amino acids. Lineage: Eukaryota; Metazoa; Chordata; Actinopteri; Cypriniformes; Cyprinidae. The transcript is spliced from 2 exons. The record is from RefSeq and is a predicted model, not a curated record.